Messenger RNA from Choloepus didactylus (southern two-toed sloth), 2019 nucleotides. RefSeq names its product protein piccolo-like. The record is from RefSeq and is a predicted model, not a curated record. Lineage: Eukaryota; Metazoa; Chordata; Mammalia; Pilosa; Megalonychidae. Bases 679 to 1275 code for a protein of 198 amino acids. The transcript is spliced from 2 exons.
GGGGCAGGCCCUGGGGCGGCAGCGGCGGCGGUGGGGACCUCCUGCUUGUCCCUGGCUCCGUCUCUCUCUCCUCUUCCUCGGUCCUGUCCCCCCAAGGUUGCGGCCACCCGGACUAGGCGAGGACGCGGCUACACAUGUUGCGCUGGAAGUUGGGCCGCGGACAUUGCGGAGGCUGUCGGGGUGUCCUCCCGGCGGCCCCGACCCCGUGGGGAUCCCCUCUCCGCCCACCUGGGGUCCCACCCCUCCUCGGCCGCCUCAGCCCCGGCUCCUCCCUCCGUCCAUGUGUCCGGUCCCGCCUCCCCCUGGCUCACUCACAACCCCCCCACACUGCUUUGUGCCCUCAGCGCCCCCCCCACCCCCACCCCCUCCGUGUCUGUCUGUCUGUCUGUGUGGGUCACCUCUGAAGCCGUUGGCUGGCGUGCGUGCGUGUGUGUGUGUGUGUGUGUGUGUGUGUAUCAGGGAGGCUGCCAGUCUGGGGAACUGCUUGUCCCUUCCUCACUUGGCCACCUCCAGACCCCCCCCCCUCAGCACCCCCACUCUCAAACCCAGGCAGAAACACACACAAACACACACACACACACACACACACACAACCUCACUUCCCUGGGUUUCCCCCUCAACACCCCCGGAGCUUGAGGAGGGAGACACACACACACACACACACACAGGGGGUGUGCAAUGGGGGCCGGGCCGCUGCUGCUGUCCGCGGAUGUUUGGACAGACAGGAGGACACUGGCAGCUGGGGACACCCAGACGCCCAGCCAGAUGCAGGCGGGAGGCACGGAACCCAGCUUCUCCCCCUUUGGAGGCCUGAGGACCAGGAGAACGUUCCCCACCUCAGUCUCGGCCGCUGGCUCCCAGGGCCAGGCCAGCAAAGUAGGUCUCUAUCAGGAUGCCAGGAUCCAGGUCCCCGCACCCCAACUCCCUCAGAUCCAGGCCCCCAGCCCCUCCUGCCUUAGACCCAUGACCCCCUCCUCCCUCAGACCAAUGCCCCAGCCCCCUCCUCCCUCAGACUCAGAAGUCAAGGCCUCCAGCCCCUCCUACCCCUUCCUUGGGAUUUCUGGUCUCAGCUUCAACCACCCUGUGGCUCAAGCAUCCUGGCCCCAGGAGUCUAGAUCCAUGAUACCCUCUUCCUUCUGGAACCCACAAAUUCAGGCCUUAAGACUUUUUUUUUCCAGCAGCGUGAGCCUUUCCCCCUGGCUUCCUGACCUCGGUGAUGGAGGAAACAGGAGCCCAUCUAGCAUGCUCCGGGGCGAAAGUCAGACCCCAAACUAGCCUCAGGAACCCACACCUGGGUUUCAGCCCCUGCCCCAAGAUUGCUCCCCCAAGCUCCCCUCUCCCAGCCUUGGCCCUCAGAGGCCAACUCUCCUGUGUCCCACUGCUCCGCGGGACUGGUUUUACAUGUGCUGGGCUGGGUCCUAGUGGGACACGCAGGAGCUGAGCAGCUGGACUUGGGGGACCCUCAGGGGGCCUGGGCUGUGGUCUGCAGUCCUGUGUCCACGUAGGGCAGAUGCUGUGGUCCUUCUGGGUGUUUGAGUACCCAUGGGUGGUGGAGGCCGGGGCCUCUCGGUGAAAGAAGGGGUGCAGAGCUAUUGGCUUCCUCAGAGGGCUGGAUGGCCUGGGUGCCUGAGGAUGACAUCCCUGAGUCUGGAGCUGGUGGGUCCCUUAGAGUGGUUUGUCCUGGGGGUCAGGAUGCCUCAGUGCUUAAAAGGGGCUCAGGCUUGGAGGAGGAGGCCCACAUUCCUGGGUCUGAGGGAGGAGGGGGGCCUGGGUCUGAGGGAGGAGGGGCUGGGGACCCAAUUUCUCGCCUCGUGGGUGCAUUGGAGCUGUAGGCUCCUGAAAGGGGCAGACCGGCUGACCAGCCUCGGGUCUCUGCCCGGGAUCUUAAAGCUCGAGGCCCGACUCAUGAGUCCCUCUCAGGGACAGUGGCCGGGCGGCUGGAUGUGCCCUUUCCAGAGAGCCAGACUGCCGGGGGGAACCGCCGCCGGAUUCGGGAGUUUCAGAUCUCGGCGACCCCGC